CCUCCGGCCGGCAGGGGGCGGUGGCGGUGUGUCGGCCUCUCCUGCUUCCGUUAGCCGGCUGUCAUGGCGGUGUCCAUGUCCGAGGUUUUCUUCACGGUGAGACUCCAGCCGGUUUCCAGGAUGAGCUGAGAGAAGCGGGACCGUGUCAGGUAUGAAUGUGAUGUCAUCAGUGAUGCGUGGCGCCCGGUGGCUCCUCCACGCCGACCUGCCUCUCCUCUGUACUGCCCAGCGCCCCGCCCCCCUCCUCACCUGUCCCAGCAGAAGCUCCGCCUCCAAACAGGUCAGAGGGCAGAUGAACCAAGAGAGGAACCCGAAGGUGAAGCUGAAGGUGGACAGACAGGAGGUGGAGAUCAGACAGGGGAUGACGGUGGCAGCUCUGGCCCUGGCCAUGGACAAGGACUCUGACCACGUCCUGAAAGCUCUGCUGAACACCUCAGUGGACCUGGACUCUCUGGAGCCGGACUCGGUCCUGGAGGACCGGUGGAUCAAGGAGGCGGUGACUCGGUCGGGGAUGAAGUUCCGAUGGGCCAAACUGAGUACGAGCAGAGAGCGACCCAAACAGGACGCCCAGAGGAGGCCCCCAGCGGACCCGUCCCUCCUGGUGGGACGCCCCCCGGUGGUCACCAUCAUGGGCCACGUGGACCACGGCAAGACCACCCUGCUGGACAGCCUGAGGAAGAGUCAGAUAGUUUCCACAGAGGCCGGAGGCAUCACCCAGCACAUUGGAGCCUUCCUGGUCCAGCUGCCUACAGGUGAGAAGAUCACCUUCCUGGACACGCCGGGUCACGCUGCCUUCUCCUCCAUGAGAGCCCGCGGAGCCAACGCCACCGACAUCGUGGUUCUGGUGGUGGCGGCCGACGAUGGCGUCAUGAACCAGACGGUCGAGUCCAUCCAACACGCCAAGAGAGCCAACGUUCCAGUGAUCGUGGUAGUGAAUAAAUGCGAUAAGCUUCAGGCCGACCCUCAGAGAGUCAAACAGGAGCUGCUGGCUCACGACGUCGUCUGCGAGGAGUUCGGAGGAGACGUUCAAGCGAUCCAUGUCUCUGCUCUGAAGGGUGACAACCUGCUGGCCCUGGCUGAGGCCACGGUAGCGCUGGCCGAGGUUCUGGAGCUGAAGGCGGAUCCCAGCGGUCCGGUGGAGGGCCUCGUCAUCGAGAGCCGGAUGGACAAAGGCAAAGGGCCGGUCACCACUGCCAUCGUCCAGCGGGGGACGCUGAAGCGUGGCUGCAUCCUAGUUGCGGGGAAAUGUUGGGCAAAGGUCCGUUUCCUGUUUGAUGAGAAUGGACGGACGGUACCGGGGGCCGGACCGAGCGCCGCCGUGGAGGUGGUGGGCUGGAAGGACCUGCCGUCUGCUGGAGAAACCAUCCUGGAGGUCGAAUCUGAACAGCGAGCGAGGGAGGUGGUGGAGUGGCGGAGUCACGAGGAGGAGUUGGUGAAGCUUCGGGAGGAGCAGAACGCCAUCGAGCUCAAACAGAAGCUGCACCUGGAGGAGUACCACCGUGAGAGGGAGAGGCUGACUCACCUGAACUGGAGGCAGAGGAGGACGGCGCUGUACCGGGCCAACAAGAGCCGCUUUUCCAUGAGGCCGAGUGAGAAGACGCAGAGCGACCAGCUGAGCCUGCCGCUCAUCAUCAAAGGUGAUGUGGAUGGAUCAGUGGAGACGCUCCUGAACAUCCUGGAAAGCUAUGAUGCCCAGCAGCAGUGUCAGCUGGAGGUCGUCCACUUUGGCAUCGGAGACAUUUCCGAGAAUGACGUCAACAUGGCUGACACGUUCGGAGGUUCCAUCUACGGAUUCAACGUGGCGGCCAGCCGGGCAAUGCAGCAGCUGGCGGCCAGGAGAGGCGUCCCGCUGCGACUCCACAACGUCAUCUACAAACUGAUCGAUGAGCUGAAGGACGAGCUGAGCAGCAAACUGCCGCCGCUCGUCUCCAGGAACGUCGUCGGUGAGGCGAGAGUUCUCGCCAUGUUCGACGUCACUGUGGGGAAGAAGAAGGUUCCGGUGGCUGGCUGCCGAGUCCAGAAGGGCCAACUGGACCGAAGACUCAAGUUCAGACUGAUUAGAGGACGAGAGACCAUCUGGGAGGGUUCUCUGGCAGCUCUGAAGCACCACAAAGACGAGGUCCAGAUGGUGAAGGUGGGGAUGGAGUGCGGCUUGUCGGCAGACGAUGACGUGGAUUUCAGAGCUGGUGACAUCAUCGAGUGUUUCGAGGAGCUGGACAAGCCACAGGUCACUUCCUGGGAUCCCGGGUUCUAACGAGGUUCUGCAGAGAACGAGCUGAAUGCACAGACUGAACUGAAUGUAGAGCUGAUUCCUGACGUUAAUUAAAUGUUCCUCUAAUGUUGUGAAAAUGAGCCACAGUUGUUUUGUUUCACAGAUUUUAAUAGAAGAACUCGACUUCGACAGGAAAUCCAUCAAGAUGAUGACUAGAAAUGUGAUGUUCUGGACAAAUCAAACACUUUAAAGAAAAAGAUGUUCAUGUUCUGCUAGAAUAAGGUUUAAAACAUAAAACUUAAGAUCUCACAUCAGGAAAAACAGGAAAUCUCAAACUAAAGGACGAUCAUUCUGAUUGCGGUUCCAGAUCAAAUUUCCUGAGGCAGACAGGAAGCUGUGGAACAGGACAGGAAGUUCAUCUGUCAGACUUCCUGUCCCGGAGCUUCCUGUCCUCCUCAGGGGUAGAAGGCAGCAGGUGGAGGUGAUGAAGGGCAAUGCUUCACUUCCUCCUGCUCUUGCCAGGUUUAGCCAGCAACACCGGAUCUAUCUGAUCUGGACUCAGUCCUCUGACAGAGAACAGCCGGGCGGCACGCUCCGACAACGUUCCCCCACAUUUCAGCCCCCGAGACAUCAGUUCCUCCUUCAGGACGUCCAAACCCAGAGACUCCAGCUGCUGAACGGACGACACUGAGGACAGAUCCACCUGGACGACAGAGUUAGAAUCAGAACAUCAACCUCUACGGACAGAGAACAGGAUUUACCCACUAGUACUACAUUUACCCUCUAAUACUACAUUCAAAAAACUCCAAAUAUGCAUUUUUUACAAACUACUGACCUGCUGAGACCCUGAUGGUCUGCAGGGUUCUGGUGGUUUCUGGUCCCUGCAGGACUCUGGGGGUCUCUGGUCCCUGCAGGACUCUAGGGGUCUCUGGUUCUCUGAGCUGCUCCCAGACUCUGGAGAUGAGCUGGAAGAGAAGAUUUCUGCCAGGAUUUAUUUAACAUCACACGGGACCUGGAUCUGGUCUCUGAUGGUCUACCUGUCGCUGCUCUCAGGCUCCGCCUCCUGUCUGUGCGUUGUCAUGGUGACAGCAGCAGCUCCAAAGCUGGACGAGGACGUGGACGGAGACUCUUCGUCUUCAUCCUCUGAGCUGAGCAGCUCCUCCAGGUCGCCCACACCAGUCCUGUUUCCAUGACAACAGAGCAGAUGAAGCAGCAGGAACGCGUUACACAGGAACAUCUGGAACAUCAUUUAGAAUAGACCGGAGGAACCCACCAGAAACCAGCCAUCUUCUCCUCCUCCUUCUUCUUCUUGCUGGGCGGCUGCUGGAUCUGGUCCUGGUUUGGUCUCUUGGCUGCUGAGACAGCGUCCAUCCUCACCUGGCUGCUGGAGGAUGCCUGCAGGCCUGGAACACACAGCAGCAGUCAGACUGGUCUCACUGGUCCCACUGGUCCCAUGGGGGUCCAGCCUCACCUUUGAGCACUGAGUCCUCGAGUCUCUCCGACAGGUCGUGACACUGCCGCUGGUACUCCGGGUCGCUGAACUGGUGUUUGGGUUCCGAUAGUUUCCUCUGGAGACGCUCCAGACGACGCUGCUCCUUCUCAGCCUCCCGCUCAGCCUGCUGCUUCAGCCACUCCGCCAUCCUGGAGACCACAGAAGAAGAAGGAGGGUUCACAGCACUACAGAAGAAGGAGGAGGAGGUCACAGCACCACAGAAAAAGAAGAACUAGGGUUUACAGCACCACAGAAGAAGAAAGAGGAUUCAUAGCACCACAGAAGAAGAAAAAGCAAGCCUCCAUUUAUAUUUGUGUCUCUUUGUGGUUGUUUUGUGUCUCUGUGGUUGUUUUGCGUAAACUGGUUGUUUAAAUAGAUUCAAUAACAGCUGAAACAUCAUCAGUGUGUUUCCACGGUAACCAGGUCAUCAUCGGAGACUCACUCUUUCUCGUGGUUGACGUCUCGCAGCCGUCGGCCGCUCAGAUCUCUGCAGGCCUCGCGGUUGGUGGUCUUCUCUAUCUGAGCGCCCAGAGCUCUCAGCAUGGAGCCGAACCCUAGAACACAUUUACCUUCAGCCUGGAGCUCAAACAUGACUGGACCGGACCAUCUACUGGACUCACCUCCCUUCCCUCCUUUGAGCCGCGGCUCCAGGUGGUAGACGGAUCCAUGCUGCAGAGGAUCCUGGAGGUCCGACCGCCGACCAUUUCUGACCACAUAGAAAUCCUGAGAGGAAAGGGUCAGGGUUAGUGUCUCCUCAGAGAAGGUCCUGGAGAUGGUGGAGCUUCAGGAGGAACCAGCUGGAGGUUCAGGAAGACAUUUCUACCAUCUCCUCAUCCUGUAGAUGUUUUUAUAUCUCCAUGUUUAUUUUAUUGUGGUGUUCACUUUUAUUUUUUUGCAUUUUUGUCGUUUUGUGUUUUGUUUUAUGUCUCGUUUAGAUUCAGAGGUUUUAAUGUUUCCUCUAUCGAAAUCACAUUAAACUGAAGCUUCAAUAAUC
Molecule: messenger RNA, 4698 nt
Organism: Amphiprion ocellaris (clown anemonefish)
Lineage: Eukaryota; Metazoa; Chordata; Actinopteri; Pomacentridae
Gene: mtif2
Product: mitochondrial translational initiation factor 2
Exons: 14
Coding region: 152-2254 (700 amino acids)
Biological process (GO): translational initiation
Molecular function (GO): GTP binding; translation initiation factor activity; GTPase activity
Source: RefSeq, a predicted model, not a curated record